CAAAUGUGUCCCAACAACAGUUACGGGAGCGAAAUAGCUCCCAAGAUGCAUUUUGGUUCUGUACUGCGUGUUCCACCAUCCCCCUCGUUAAGUGCUUGCUUAUCCUAGCUGAGAAAUGCGACCGGUUAACCGCAGAAGCAGAGCAGAGGAUAAACAAUAAGAUUACUUCAAUGGAAGCGAGUAUGCACCACAGAAGCGUAGCGGCUUCUAAGCAACGGAAUGCUGAACAAUCCACUUCCCCUGAACCGCACUCAGCCACCUCUCCAUCUCCGUUGUCUUCUCCAACUUUGGUAGAACGCCGGGCGAAAACAGACUGUACCUACGAGAAUCAAACAGUACUCACGGCAACGAAAAUCAGGCACCAUUCAAAACGUCUGGUUAAGCAAAUUCCUCUAGACCUGACAUCUAGCAUUAACAAGGAUGAAGCAGCCAAACACCAACCCUUGGUACCUGUAGCUCAAAUAUCUCUUGUCGAGACUAAGCCUCCCAGAACAUCGGUUACAUAUGCAGAGAUUGCUGCAAGGGUCCACCGAGAGGCCGCCGUUGCGUCCUCUUCCACUGUAAACACCGUUAACGCGAAUAGAGAGAAAAACAGCAAACAAUCACUUGUCAACAAGUCAGGACAAAUGAGUACCAUACCUUGUAGAUCGACGAAAAAGGGAUCCAACAACAGUGCCCGGACUGUUGUAUGCUCAAAUGUCCCUGAAUCUACCGCCAUCACAUUGCGGGAUAAGUUAUCAGACGACCAAGACCAAUGGAACUCAUUGUGCAUGCAGAUGAGUAUCAAAGCCAAGCCCAUAAACUUGUUACGAAUUACUCGUCAUCCGAACUCGCCACACUAUGGCGAACCCAGACUUAUUCGAGUAACUCUAGAAUCCUCCACCGACGUAGAAAACGUUUUGCUCUCCGCAAGCGCACUAAAACACGAAUCCUGUGGGAUACGUAUCUAUCCUGAUGUCCCUUGGAGCGCGCGACAACCAAAACGAAACACCGAAGAGGGGCACAGCAAGCAAGACCGCCUAAACACAAUCUUCAUACAUGGCGUGCCAGAACAUCCUUCUAACGAUGUUCAAGAGACCGGAAAGCACGAUUUAGAACAGUGGCGGUUCAUUCGUGAAACACUUUCUUUGGAUAAUGUUGUGGCACUAUCGCUCACCAGGAUACCUCUCUCACCAAAUUAUAGAGGAUGCGGCCCUAGAAUCCUAAAAAUUGUGGUUCAGUCAGAGCAACAAGCAAAGGAUGUUUUGGAUCGAUGGCGGAGAAAUCGGAAACAUCUUCCUUCCGAAAUUCGGUUAAAGGUCGCAAAACUUUGCACAGCUCAAAUAUUAAAGCAACUGAAGCAGCAAGCAUACCGACGAAUGUACAGAAGCGGUCUUUCUAACAAACUGGCUGAACUGAAAGAUCGCCAAGCUUCCGGCUCGUAUGAUAUCAUUGGUAUCACCGAGACAUGGUUGCACACGGGAAUGACGGACGCUGAAGUUUCGCUACCCGGCAUGUCGCUGAUCCGGAACGACAGGCUCACAAAAGGAGGAGGGGUAAUCCUGUAUUACCGAAACGACUUACAGUGCGAAGCCGUGGAGGAUUCAGACUCGCAGUUCCCCGACUCUCUUUGGUGCCGGUUGCAGUUAAAAGGCAGGGACGCUUGCCUUAUUGUCUUGGUGUACCGCGCCCCUAACUCAACACCCGAAACCGACUACCACCUAGCGACUGCUUUAAGGUGCAGUUUACAACAAAAGUACACUCACAUUCUUAUCAUGGGUGAUUUCAACGUACAUUGUUUAGAAGCCCCUGCCACGAUCGGAGAACAAUUCAAAACCGAUCUACAAGAUCUAGUAACUACUGUUCCUCUUUACAAUCACAUCACUUUGCCCACUCGGUUCAGAACUGGUAACAAGCCAUCUGUGCUGGAUCUUGUGCUUACCAACGAGGAGCAUAUGAUUGAUGCGUUGGUUUUAGACUGCCCGUUGGGUCGCAGUGAUCACGCAGUCAUCAGUUUCAACUUCGUCUGCUACGCAGAAUAUCUGAAUGAUAACGAUGAGACUGUGCGAACCAUCACAAGGUACGACCGACUCGCCCAGCUAGUCAGCGCCACAACAUGGUCUUUCCUCGAAGAAGAACCCCCGGAAGUCGCCUGGCUCGAGUUCGUCAGAAAAUUCAGUCAGCUGAUUGCACAGGCUUCAGAGAUAAAAGCUUGCAAUAAGUGCAAAUCAGUUUCUUUCGUUAGGAGCAGAACUCGAAAAUGGAUGACAGUACGCAACGCAGCAUGGCGAGUGUACAGAGAAGCUCCAGCACCAGAAACUUGGGACAACUACGUAGCCCAACGUAACCACUGCACUCAACUGUUAAGAGAAGACAAAGCCGCCUAUCAGCAGAACAUCGCAAAAACCUUCAGUGCUAACCACAAACUGCUGUACAAGCACGUUAAUAGCCUACGAAAGGUGAGGCAAGGAUUUCCUCUACUCAGGACGGCUGAUGGCCCAACAAGAACGGCUGUGGAAGCAGCAAACGCGCUGCAGAUGCAAUACGCCCCCACGUUUCGAAGAGUCUUGCCACCAAGCGAUCUACCAAGCUUUGUCUUCUGCUCGCCAGGACUAACCCACAUCACUUUUACCGCAGAGGCUGUAUUGCAAAAGCUGACUUCUCUACGCAAACACAGCUCGCCGGUUGUCGACACCAUUCGUCCAGAGGCAUUGGGAGCAGCAGCAAGCCAACUGGCAGGACCUUUAGCUCAGUUUUUCCAGCGCUGCUUAGACCAGAACCAAGUUCCCGCCAUGUGGAAGCUUGGAAUAAUAACCCCGAUUCACAAAGGUGGAAGCAGAACUGAUCCCUCCAACUACCGCCCAGUAACCCUUCUUCCUAUACUCUCCAAGGUCAUGGAAUCCAUAGUUGCCGAUGCACUGGUGUGCUAUCUGGAAAACUGCAACCUCAUCACUCCUGAACAGCACGGUUUCCGUCGACAGCGGUCAUGUACAACGAAUUUACUAAUUGCACGCAGUAGUUGGACCGAGGCAGCUGACGCUGGAGAAGGUGUUGAUGUGAUCUACCUGGAUUUUUCCAAGGCUUUCGAUCGUCUAGACCAUCGGAUACUACUAUCCAAGCUGCAGCAUUACGGGAUCGGCGACCCUCUUUUAAGCUGGAUCGCCAACUUUCUACUUCAACGGCAAUUAGUGGUCAGAGUUCGGAGCUCUUUAUCGGACCCCAUACAAGUCGAGUGUGGUGUGCCGCAAGGCUCAGUUCUAGGUUCACGGAAUCGCUUCAAACUUCCUAAUGUUUGCCGACGAUAUCAAGAUCUGGCGCAGGAUCCAGGCGAACGCCGACCAACAUGUGCUUCAGAGUGA
Messenger RNA from Dicrocoelium dendriticum, 3338 nucleotides. The record is from the annotation of a GenBank genome assembly. NCBI's taxonomy places the organism in Eukaryota, Metazoa, Platyhelminthes, Trematoda, Plagiorchiida, Dicrocoeliidae.